Messenger RNA from Arvicola amphibius (Eurasian water vole), 950 nucleotides. It is a transcript of the gene Iftap, whose product is annotated as intraflagellar transport associated protein. Gene Ontology annotation, molecular function: intraciliary transport particle A binding. Bases 140 to 874 code for a protein of 244 amino acids. The record is from RefSeq and is a predicted model, not a curated record. Gene Ontology annotation, biological process: spermatogenesis; acrosome reaction. Lineage: Eukaryota; Metazoa; Chordata; Mammalia; Rodentia; Cricetidae. Gene Ontology annotation, cellular component: 9+0 non-motile cilium; cytosol. The transcript has 7 exons.
GUUUUCUAGAGUUUGUCUUCUUGCUGCUUCAGGACUGGAGCCGUCUAGGCUGCCUGGAAAGGACUCCAAAAGAGCGAAGUGACUAGAUGGGCGCCAAGGUGACGGACAGCUAGGGAACCGAGAGUGGCCGUGAAUAGGAAUGCCUGCCCAAAUACCUAGACCAGAGAUAAUGGAUGAAGAUCAGUUAAUGAAAGAAGUCUUGGAUAAGUUUAUUAAUUGUCCUGAACAAACAUAUGAAGAAUUUCUGAGCACGUUUACUCAUCUUUCAAAAGAGAAUAAUGUGGCCAGAAGGGGAGCAUGUGGAACUGAUUUGUCAGAAAAUAUAUUUACUACUAAAAAAUUGACCAAUAAAAAGGAAUCACAUGAUCAUCAUUUUAGAAAUACAGCUGUCGUCCCUCAUAUGUCAUCAGAAUGUUCAGAAGAUGACCAGAUAGUGAUUGAUGAAGGCCAGCAAGUUGGCAGCUCCCUUCAAGGUGACAUGACCCAGGCUGGAAAGGUCAAGGUAGACAGCUCCCUGGACUUAGAAGAUUUGGAUAUGGAGGAAGAGAGUGAGCCCCAGAUGAACAAGGAUCGGCUGCUACUUCCAGGAGAAGUGGAACAGGAUAUAAGCACCAGUGUUCCUGCUUACGUUCCUUCGGUGAACCUACCUCUCACUUCUGAGGUGAAGCCAAAACCCACUGUGCGAAGAACUCUGAAGCAAAUGGAAGAGAUAUUUGGAGAUGAAGUACAGCCCUUCUUUCUCGAUGAAGAAUUUGAUUAUGACAAUGUGACUCUCACUCCCAAGUUCACUGCUGGAGAGAUAGCGACCAUCCAAGAGCUGGCCAAGCAAAAGACGAUGGAUACCAAUACAGACUUUUGUGAACACCAUGACUGAGUCAAUAGAUGUCUUUGUGUUUAGUUUUAUUUUGUCUAUACUCAACCAACAUUAGAAUAAAGCAUACAUCAACUUA